AUGGCUUUCCUGAGAACUACAUUUCUCAUUUUUGCUCUUACAAUGUUGUUCUCUCUGUCGUGUUUGGAUGCUAGGGAACUCUUGAGCAGCGAACCUAAUCAUCGUAUUUUAAGAUCUGGUCCAAGCACUCGUGGAUCUGGCCAUAACUUCCCAAUGCCACCACCACCACCAAUAGAGGUAAAUCAUCGUGUUUUGAGAUCCGGUCCAAGCAAUCGUGGAGUACAUGAUAUCACGCCGCCACCAGUGCCACCAACAGAGCUUGAUCAUCGUGUUUUGAGAUCCGAUCCAAGCAAUUGUGGAGUACAUGACAUCACGCCGCCACCACUGCUGCCAACAGAGCUUGAUCAUCGUGUUUUGAGAUCCGGUCGAAGCAAUCGUGGAGUACAUGACAUCACGCUGCCACCGUCGCCACCAAGAGAGCUUGAUCAUCGUGUUUUGAGAUCCGGUCCAAGCAAUUAUGGAGUACAUGACAUCACGCCACCGCCGCCGCCACCACCAAUAAAGCUUGAUCAUGGUGUUUUGAGAUCCGGUCCAAGCAAUCGUGGAGUACAUGACAUCACGCCGCCACUGCCACCACCAACAGAGCUUGUUCAUCGUGUUUUGAGAUCCGGUCCAAGCAAUCGUGGAGUACAUGACAUCACGCCGCCACCACCGCCAAUGGUAUAG
This is a messenger RNA of Pistacia vera, 666 nucleotides long. RefSeq names its product formin-like protein 7. The transcript has a single exon. Lineage: Eukaryota; Viridiplantae; Streptophyta; Magnoliopsida; Sapindales; Anacardiaceae. The record is from RefSeq and is a predicted model, not a curated record. The coding region runs from base 1 to 666 and encodes 221 amino acids.